Clunio marinus is the source of this 586-nucleotide messenger RNA. NCBI's taxonomy places the organism in Eukaryota, Metazoa, Arthropoda, Insecta, Diptera, Chironomidae. The record is from the annotation of a GenBank genome assembly.
AUGCGUGUGCUAAUUUGUAAUAUUUCGAAACUUUCAAGUGUUGAAGUUCAAAGGGUAUAAAAUUUAUUCUUCUAAGUGUAGCAAGUGACAUCUCAGCGGAAAAAACAUGAAACUUUCUUUCUACCCAAAACUUUGAAGAGAAAACACAGUUUUCAUUAAAUCUUAAAAAAAAUAUGGAAAAACCAGUAGUUUUGGCUCGUGUCAUUAAAGUAUUGGGUCGCACAGGAUCCCAAGGACAAUGUACACAAGUAAAAGUUGAGUUCCUCAAUGAUCCAACUCGUGCUAUCAUUCGAAACGUCAAAGGACCUGUUCGUGAGGGAGAUAUUUUGACUUUGCUUGAAUCUGAACGUGAAGCUAGAAGAUUACGUUAAUGGACCAAGCUUUUUAAAAAUAUCAGUUAUGAUCAACAACAUCCCGAUUUGAAAACAUUGUAAAAUUUUUGAUAAUCUAUCAAAAUGUUCAAAUAAAUCGAACCUUCCUGAAAAGAAAUAAACCAAAUGCAGUUUAAGACGAGUGAAUCAUUUUGUUAUUUCCAUACAUUGUUUCAGAAUGUCGAGUCAACUUGCAAAAAUUCUGAUAUCCAAAA